UUGCUAUGUUUUUUUUUCUUCAUAUUUUUGCUUUCUUUUUCAGGCUAACGAAUGGUUGUCCACCUGCCGCACCCGUCUGUCUGUGACGAACUUAGAGAAAAUUAGUGAGGAAUCCGUAAAAGAUGAGAACAGUCGGUCAAAUGUCCAACGCAACCCAUCUUCGAAAAACAAUAGCAAUCAAACGAAUUAUCGACGUCAAACAAAACGUCCAGUUAGCGUUUCCGGUUAUCCUGGACUAGAGCAUUAUGGGAGAUCUGAUGCUUUCCGAUAUGAUUUAGGGUGUGUGUCGAACAGAUUGGUAAAAUGGACCAAUCCUUUGGAGAAUAACCACAACGAAUUAGAGACCUUCUCCACCAUGCGCAGAGCUAGUUUUCAAUGUCAUGCUGUACUUACGAAGCAAAAAGGAGAAAUGUCACCUUUAACAGCCAGCAGGGAUUAUCCGAGUCCCAUGCAUGCUGUUUUGCGUCAGUAUCACUCGAAAAUUGAUGAGGACGAUAGAAUACUCAACGCAGGUAGUGAUAGCCAGAGAAAUGUAAGCAGUACGAAGACAAAAAACCAGAUUUGCAACUGUCUUGGGGUCUCUAAAGACGUCAAAAUUAACAGGCGGGGUUCAUUUACUGUAGGUAUGAACUACAAUAAGGAUUUUCGAGUUUCUCAGUUCGAUCCUUUACUUAGGCGAGCCAGCAGUUCUGAUAUCAAGAAAGUCAGCCGUAGAAGUUUAGAUUUUUCGCAGUGUCAAUUGAAGCAGAGGUCAGAAGAACCAAGAAAAAUAGCGCAAAAAGCAAGUGAUAACAACACACACAAAUACACAGAAUAUCGACCGCAAAAUGACGUUGAUGGGAAUCAGAGACACGUCGAUAAGCAGUCUGGAAUCCGUGGUCUAAAUAAAAAACAGGACCACUUGUCCAAUUCUAAAGAAAACUCUAAUCCAACACAGAAUUUUUCACGAAGUUCAAAAACUGAAGAACAGAAAAAAAAUAUCGUUCAACUGGAGAGCUCUGUUUGUCGAAACACAGUAAACCUUGAGAAAAAUAGCAUAUCAGAAUGUAAUAGAAAGAGGGACACGAAGAGCGACGGCAAUACAGAACACUAUUCUGAGGAAUUCAGAAAGGAAAAUAAUUUAAAGAACGAGAAUAACAGAAUACCUACAAAACACAAUUCUCAAACGGAGAAUGACAGUAAUAGAAGCUUCCAUAUUGCUAAGGGAGAUAAUCUCAGUUUCACUUCCGAUGAGGGUUACGGAGCAUCAUUGGCCAGCACGCCCAGAGAACGACGACAGUUGAGUAUAUAUUCGGACACCAGUUGGAUCUCAGCCGAUACACAUGACAACAGAUCAUGUGACUUCAAUUGUGAGAACAAAAGCAACGAUACGAAUCUCAUUGUAAAUCCAAAUAAAAGUUCGAGAUAUGUUUAUAAAAGUGGAGUGAAUGUGUCUGCAAAUAACUGGAAUUUAAAGGGCACAACGCCCUUUCAAUCAAAGGUACUACCAUUCAAACAGACUUCUUUGUGAUUUGGUACUCAAUCGUCAGUGCAUAUUGUUACCAAUUUUGCACAAACACGCAUACACACACACACACACACACA
Molecule: messenger RNA, 1584 nt
Organism: Octopus sinensis (East Asian common octopus)
Lineage: Eukaryota; Metazoa; Mollusca; Cephalopoda; Octopoda; Octopodidae
Exons: 2
Coding region: 356-1510 (384 amino acids)
Source: RefSeq, a predicted model, not a curated record